Molecule: messenger RNA, 1165 nt
Organism: Rosa rugosa (rugosa rose)
Lineage: Eukaryota; Viridiplantae; Streptophyta; Magnoliopsida; Rosales; Rosaceae
Product: MADS-box transcription factor 23-like
Exons: 5
Coding region: 156-1025 (289 amino acids)
Biological process (GO): positive regulation of transcription by RNA polymerase II
Cellular component (GO): nucleus
Molecular function (GO): protein dimerization activity; RNA polymerase II cis-regulatory region sequence-specific DNA binding; DNA-binding transcription factor activity, RNA polymerase II-specific
Source: RefSeq, a predicted model, not a curated record
CAAAAAAAAGAGAAAACCUCUUUUCCCUUCCCUAUCCUCUCUAGAGAAUAGAGUCCUUCUCUUCUCUUCCCUUUCCUCUCUAGUCCUCUUCUCUUCCCUUUCCUCUCUAGUCUUCUCAUCCCUUUCCUCUCUAGAGAAUAAAGUCGAUCUCAUUCAUGGUGGGGAACGAUACAGAACGAAACUCACAGACCAGAAAGAUGGGUCGGGGGAAAAUUGAGAUCAAGAAAAUUGAAAAUCUCAGUAGCAGGCAAGUCACGUUCUCGAAACGCCGCAGCGGAUUGUUCAAGAAGGCAGCCGAAUUGUCAGUACUAUGCGAUGCCGAGAUUGCAGUCAUAAUUUUUUCUCAAACUGGAAAGCUUUAUGAACAAUCAAGCACCAGCAUGGAGAAAAUUCUUUCGAGGUAUCACAAUUUUUCAAACAAGCAGGGCCUCCUCCAAUUAGAGUAUUCUUCAGAAGAGCUCCCCCAUGAAUCGGCUGAAGAGGAGCCGAAAUUUGAUUCAAGCGCACUGCAGAGAAAAUUUGAAGCAAUGCAGCAAAAGAUUGAAGCAUUACAGUUGGAACUCUGUCGGAUGAAGGGUCAGAAACUGGAUGGGCUGAGCUUAAAUGAACUGUAUGAGGUGGAGAAACAACAAAUGGAAGGGGAAUUAGCUGUUAAGAAUAAGAAGGAGGAAAUACUUUCGGAGGAGAAACAGAAGACUACAAAGGAGCAUGAGAAGGCUAUGCAAAAGAUUGAGAAUCUGGAAAGAGAGAUUGAGGAAUUGAGGAGGCAAAACUAUGUGCGCCCAUCUAUCAUUGAAUCCCAUCCUCCUAAGAAGAGGCUUUUAUACUUUACAAACUCAUCCAAAGCCGUUUCCAAUUGUUCAACUGCCUCUGAGCACGAAAGUGACGAGCAUUCGGACACUUCUUUGCAAUUGGGGUUUAAUUUCUCAGGUUGUCAUCAUCCAAGUGUUGGUCAGUGCAAGAGGAAAGAAGCCCGCAUUCGCCCCAGUUCUAAUGAUUCUGGGAGUCAAGUAGUCUCAGACUGAUUUGAAGAGUUCUCAAAUUUGACAUUUUCUUAUUAGCUGUCAGCUAGUCAUUGAUGUUGCUUUCAAUUCUUAUCAGAUUUUCUUUUGAACUAUAUAUAGACAUUCAGUAAAGUUUUUACUAAUGCAUAUGAAACCACAGU